Messenger RNA from Brienomyrus brachyistius, 5338 nucleotides. RefSeq names its product cilia and flagella associated protein 43 (gene cfap43). The coding region runs from base 86 to 5083 and encodes 1665 amino acids. Gene Ontology annotation, molecular function: protein binding. The record is from RefSeq and is a predicted model, not a curated record. The transcript is spliced from 38 exons. Lineage: Eukaryota; Metazoa; Chordata; Actinopteri; Osteoglossiformes; Mormyridae. Gene Ontology annotation, biological process: cilium assembly; sperm axoneme assembly. Gene Ontology annotation, cellular component: axoneme.
AGCCGAAAGAGAAAAAAAAAACGACCGAAGACUUCUCUUUUCUGACUAUUUCCACGAUUGAAAAAUUCCUACAAGUAUUUUGCUUAUGGAUGCUUUGGAAAAUCUGGAAGUCGGGUGGGUACAGGGUUUUACCCAGCAAAAUGUGGAAUUUGUGGACACGAAAACUGGCUGCUACGUUUGUGGGAAUUUCCUGGUUUUCUUUGACACGGAGACCAAAAUGAGACGGACGUUUCAGUGCCCCGGCCGUGGCAUAGGGGUCUUCACUGCCUGCGGGUCUUGGAGGACCAUAGCCUUCUCCGAGCACAAGCUGAACCCUUCCAUAUUUGUAUACACCUACCCUGAACUGCUCCUCAAGAGUGAACUUAAGGGUUCAGCCAAGUUGGACUAUACCUCACUCGCUCUAAGUGAUGCAGGCCCUUAUUUGGCCUGCUGCUCUUCCAUUCCUGACCUCACACUCACGCUCUGGAACUGGGAGACCGCGGUGCCACUCUGCAGCAAGACACUGGCAGGAAAGGAGGUCAGGGAUCUGACCUUUAACCCCAUGACCUGGAACCAGAUGUGUGCCACAAGUGCAUCAGCCAUUAGAAUUUGGAGUGUUGAAAAAUGUGAUAAGUUGCACAUAAUGAAAUCAAGUGAGAUUUCCCUCCCAGCUGCUGAUGGUUCUGUGAUCGAAUGCGUAUCCAAUCUUCGGCAUGACACUGGCGGCAAAUUCUCUUACUAUGGUCCCCUAAUGCCCAUUUCCGCCAUCGCUGGGCUUGUAGGAGCCGAAGCAGAAAUGUUUGUGCCUGUUGAACAGGAAAGAACCAAGCUGUGCCCCAGCGCCAUCUGCUGGACAUCCUCAUCAGAAAUAUACGUAGGCUGCAAAAACGGCCACUUACUAAAGGUCCAGCCUGACAAUAAAAGCGUCUCCAUUCUGGUUGAUUCCAAUUGUAAUCCAACAGCGGCUAGCGUGGAUCCCGUACUGCAUGAAGGGAGUCUUUGCAGUCUGGUGUUGCACAGAGAUGGCCUGUUAGCUGCUGGACAAGAUGGCAUUUUACGGUGUUUAGAUAUUAAAGGGACGGAGGUGCGGGUCAAGCAGCAGUGGGAUUUGAAGGAGCCCAUUAGAACAGUUCGCAUCUCCCCAGACUACGACAUCCUCCUUUUAUCUUCUAACAGCGGCAAUGUGUACAGCAGGUCACUACGGACUGACAAGACAGAGAAGGUCCUAGACACUCUCUCUGGGGACUUUGUGGCGGCUGCUGCACUUACCACAGAUAGGAACCUCUGCGUGUCGGUUCGGGAAUCCGGGAUGCUCCAGCUGUGGGCUGUUGAUAGCGUGUCCUGUGUUGGAUGCCUGUCUCUCCACACUGAGGUGACCAGCCUAGCGUGUUGCCCAUGUGCCCAGUAUGCAGCUGUGGGCACCAGGAGUGGCCACGUGCUGUUUGUGGACCUGACUCAGACAAGGAGGCCUCGUGUGGUUCACAGGCACAGGAUCUGUCACUUUGCAGUUGAGCACUUGGUUUUUGACCAAGAAGGAAAUUUCCUGCUCUUAGGAGCCACAGAUUUGCAUGUUUAUGUGCUCGAUGCAAGACCUUCCAGGUGCUUCGAGAUCAUCGGCUACGCAGAGGCGCCUGGAACUGUACUGGGCGUGUCGACCCACAGCCGGCCAGAGGGUGGCAAGGUGCAGGUUCUGCUUCUGUGCUCAGUGGAAGGGGAGGACCCCAAGCAGGGCCGUCGGCUGCUGACUUUCUGCCUGCCUGUGUCUCUGCUACAAGGUGAUGAAGGCUGCAGUGACCUCCAGGGCCGCAUACCAGACAACCUCCUGCAGAAGCAGCAAUUUGAGGCUCCUCUGCCUCUCUGCUCAGUUGUCCUGGCACCCAGCAACAAAGUGUUCAGCUACUGCAACAAGAGCAAAACUCUACAGAGGUUCCAGCUGCCAAAGAGUACCAAGUCUUUAGAUACUACAAAGGUUGUACAGCUAACUCCAGAACAGGAAGUGGAAGGGCACCCUCUUGGCCCUGCCUCUGUCCAACUAUCGCCUCAUAAGCAGUGGCUGGCAUCGGUGGGGAAAGACGGCCAGCUGCGUGUUCGCGAGGCCUCCCGUAUGGACCAGUACCUGAUGAUGCAGUGUCACUCAUGCUGGCUAGGCGGGGCUCGGAACAUGUUCUUCACCCCUGACAGCCUGGCCCUGGUGACUAUUGGCUCUCAGGAUGGUUCCAUGAUCUGUGUGCGGCUCAGUAUCAAAACAGCUAAUGGUGAAUCCAGUGCAGCAGCUCAGUUUGCACAGAGCCUGACCUCCAAGCUCAAACCUCUCCAGACCACGGAAAACCCCAUCCUCAGCCAGUUGCCUGAGUGGGAGCCACAGGCUUGCUUGCCCUGUAGAACAGCACCCCACGACAGAGAGGAGGGAAGUCUAUCAGACCCGGUGGAGACUGAACAGGAAGGGAGAACCACCAGGCCCCCCUCAGACCCCCUGGGAGACCGCACAUGGCUGGAGCAUAAGCAGGAUGAGGUCAUCAGAGAACAGAGGCGACGGUUUUCUGCAGAACACCAGAACUUGAGAAAUAGCAUGAGGGAGAUCUGUGAAAGAGUCCAGGAGAUGAUGAGGGAGAAUGAGAAGCUGCCAGACAUAGAGAAGCUGGAUCCCCUGGAGUUUAACCUGGAUGUUGAAGGGCUGCAGCAAUUACAGGCCGAGGGGGAGGAGGAAGUCACCAAGGUCCAGAAUGAGAUUGAACUGGAAAACCUAACCAACUGCUACCUCCGUGAGGUCCUCAAGCGGGAAUGCUGGGAUUCCAUGAAGGUCAAAGGGCGUGCCAUCAAGGCCUUCCACUCGGACCAUGAGGUGAAAAACUACCCAAUGAAGGAACGCACACAGAAGGAGCUGGAAGAUCUGCGGAGGGUGCAGUGCAUGAGGGCGAUUGAGCAGGCGGAGCAGAAAACCCAACGUGGGAUCCUGGAGAGGAAGAGCAGAGUGCCAGGUGAGGGGGAAGAGGAAGAGGAGCAGGAGGGAGGUGGAGAGGUAGAGAGCUUUGCCCUUGCUGGCAGCCUCAGUGCCCAGUUUGGUGUCUCCAGCCCGUACCUGUACAGCCAGUUUGAACUGCAGACACGGGAGCAGAAGAUCAAUCAGAUAACACUGCUUCAGGAUGUCAUUUACCAGUUAAAGACUGCAUUCAACGCGGAGUUUUCCAGGCUGUAUGAAAAGAAGGAGCAAGAGUUUGGUCGCGUGAUUGAAAAGAACAAGCGGAUAGCAGAGAUCAUGACUGAGCUUGGCCUUCAGGGGGAGCUGUGGGAACCGGUGUUGACAGACAGUGAAAGACCAGAGAGAGCCUUUCAUGUGGAUGACUCAGAGAUUAAAGUAGAGAAGUACAUGAAUCCAGAACAGGGUCAGGAGGCGGAGCAGAAGAAGGAGGAGGAGCAGAGGAAACUGGCUGCCAAGGGUGAGAAUGUGAGAGAGAGAGCUCUCAAAGAUAUGAUGGCUGGGGUCCUCGAACACAGGAAAGAAGACAUAUUAAAAAUGAACGUCUCCCAGCCCGACUUCAUGACUAAGCCAGAGUCAGACUGGACUGAAGAGGAGAAGAAAAUCUUUAAGGGGUUUGACAAAAAAGUCAAGGAACUGAGUGAGGAGCAAGAAAAAUACAGGAAGGCAUUAGAAGUUGAAAUGAAGAAACUACAAGCAUCAAUUAAAGAUGCCGCCCAAGGGUUUGAUGAAGCCUUAAUAAGGAUAUUUGAGAAAAAAGUGAAGUGCGAAAUGGUGAUAUGCCAGGAGGAGCUGAAGAUUGCCAACUUGGUGUAUUCAGUCCUUAUUGAGGAGGAAAUCCUAAACAGAGAACGGCAACUCAACCACCAGCUUAAAAAAGCAAUAACCUUAAAGAAUGAACUGGUGGAGGAUGUGAGAAGAGCCAAGGAGCAAGUCGAUGCUUUCAGGGAGACUUAUGACGAUGCUGUGGCUGAAGACAAAUUACUUGACCGGGGCUUCAAGAAGGAGUUCUUUGAUGUUCCUGGACUCCUGAUUGAUCAGCUGUAUAAGUUAUACAAGAAGAGGCCAAGGGUACAGAGAAUGAGGACGCAGGUAGACACCGCGGGUCCUCUCCGGCAGAGGCCUUGGUCUGGGCGGGCAGCCAGUGAAGGGCUGGUACACUUGUUGAAAGCCAUGGAUGAGCUAGACACUCCGGAGCACAUGCCUGAGGGCUUGGACAGAGUCACAUGGGAACGCUUCUGUCGGUCCCGGAGGACUAAGGUGGAGAGUGAGCAACAGGUAAAACAAAAGGCCCUAACUCUGGCAGAGAUGCAGGCCUUCUUGCAGAGGAGGAUGGAUGAGGAGGAGAUGGCUGGACAGGAGGUUAAAAAAGUCAUGGAUGAUCUGCACAGCCUCAAUGAAGAAAGGAUCAUAUUCCGGUUGAACAUCAUGGUCCAGAUCCUUAUCAAGCAAGGGUUGGUGGAGCUGGAGACAGAGGACUUCAAUACAGACUAUUCUGACUCAGUACUUAUCCAUCGGAACGUUGUGGAGGAUCUCAACGCGACUAUUAAGACUUUGGGAGAGCAGAAAAUUGCCAUCAUGGUGGAGUGCAAGGACUUCCGCAAGGGUAUCAUCCGGCAAGAAUGGGAGCACCGACGGAUGUCCAUGCAGAUUGAGGACCUCCUGAACAAGGCCCGGGAUAUCCAGCAGCUGCAUGUCACUCAGGAACUCCAGGAGUAUCUCAGUGAAACAGAUCAUGAGACCCGGAUCGCAAAACAAAUGUCAACUCUAGAAAAGAACAUCUCACUGCAAAAGGAGAUUCAUGAGAAGGACGUGAAGAAGAUGAAGAUGUUGAUUCAGAAGCUGAACAAACAGGCCGCUCAGAGGGCAGCGAAGAACGCCGCGCUACACCAACAGCUGGAGCUCAUGAACGUGACGGUGGCUGAGAGGAGACAAAUCUGUGAAGCCGCAGCAGUGGAGCAGACUCAAGAGAAUAGCGCUAAGGAGCGCUACCAAGCCAUCCUGGAGAGGACGCGUUUGCGGGAGCUGGCCAAAGCCCAGGCCCAGGAGCUGGACAUCCUGCGAGCCGAGAGGGAGAGACUGAGAAAGAAAAACUUCCCAUCACUGCCACAGUCAGGGCACAAGUGAGAGAAACGUGCCUCAGUGGAAUUAUUACUUUGUACCAACUUUGUUCUAAACUGAUAAUCUUACACAAUCUGUAUUAUACAAGUACACAGAUAUAUGCAAUACUUCUUAGAGAUGCAAUAUAAUCCAUCCAUCCAUCCAUUUUCCAAACCGCUUGGGGUCCCAGAGGUGUGAGGCGACAGUGCUAACCACUGUACCACCAUGCCGCCCCUGCAAUAUAAUCUAUACAAUAAAUAUCAAACUUUUUAUGAAAAUUAA